AGUCCGCCGAUAUAUCCACUAAAAAAAGAAAGAGCUCGCGCAUGAGUAUUGUGUGUAUUUUAGUGUUGAGAUGUUGAUGAUGACAGAUGAGAUGUGCUGUAAAUUAGUAGGAACUGAUCUGUCCAUGCUGGAUAUUGAUGAUUUCAUCACAGAAAUCUCUCAGCUGAAGAAAGAGGUGGCGUUACUGGAGACAAAGCUGAGGUCAAGAGGAGAUGAAGGAGUGAAGAGAGAGGAUGUGGAUGUGGUUUGUUGUGAAUCUUCAGUGUAUGUGACUGAUGGAUGUCUGGAUUCAGUGUGGAUGAGCAGAGAUCAGAGGCGCACACCACAGCCACUGCUGGACUCUAAACUCUCUGAAGAGAAAUCCAGACACACACAGGACUCAGAGCUCAGUCUCACUUUACUCUCUUAUACUGAGUCAAAGCCCACAGACGCUCAGGACACUGUGUGUGACAGUAAUCAGGGCUUACAGGAUGAGGAAUCUACUGAUCAAACCUCCACAGAGUCUCUGGAUUCUGUCUGUAACGCUGGAGAACAGCAGCAGAUCCUGCAGACCACACUGAAGAUGUGUUCAGUCAAACUGAUCGACUGCAGGAACCUGAUGAUGAAGAUAAAAACAGAACCCAUGGAAGAUAACAUUGAUAAAGACAAUCAUGUGGAUGAUUUAAAUCCAUCAGAUGUGAAGAGUGAAUCAUGUUCUGAAGGAGAAACGUCCUCAAGAUCAGAAGAGCGACUGACAGCACAAACUCUUUCCUGCAUCACCUGUGGAAAGACAUUCAGCUCACAGAGACAUUUAGAGAGACAUGAGAGAAAACACACAGAACAGAAACUCAGCUUUACUACCUUACAAGAGAAGAAACUUCAUCAUUCAAAAGUGCAUGGAGAGAAGAAGAAGAAAAAGAAGUGUGGGAAGAAUCUUUUUUCAACAACGUCUAAUAUAAACACUCACAUGAGGACACACAGUGGUGAAAAGCAUUUUUAUUGUACUGAAUGUGGCAAAUCCUUUAGCACCAAAAGAAGUCUUGAUGGUCAUCAGAGAAUUCACACAGGAGAAAAAUCAUACGAGUGUCCUCACUGUGAGAUGAGAUUCAGACUUAAAAGCAAUCUGAAGACACACGUGUUUAAACACACCAAUGAGAGACCGUAUCAGUGCAGUAAAUGUGACAAAGCCUUUAGGGAUUCAGCUUCAUUAAAAUCACACCAGAAUAUUCAAUGUUCACACUGUGAUAAACGUUUCUGUCGUAAAUCUCGUCUUAAACGCCAUGAGAGAAUUCACACUGGAGAGAAACCUCAUCACUGUAGUGUCUGUGGGAAGAGUUUUGGGCGCCGUGAUCAUUUAGUGAAUCACAAGAAAAUUCAUUCAGAUAUAAAACCUUACAAAUGCUCUCAGUGUGAGAAGACAUUUAAUCAGUCAAGUCACUUAAAAAUCCAUGAGAGAGUUCACACUGGAGAGAAACCUUACGUCUGCUCUCACUGUGGAAAGAGAUUCUCUGAUCCAUCCCAUUUCAGAGUCCAUAAGAAAAUUCACACUGGAGACUAACCGUACGUCUGCUCUCAAUGUGGUAAAGCUUCACUAAAGUUCCUCAGCGUGUUCAUAUGGGAAAAAAACUCAUCACUGUAGUGUCUGUGGGAGGGGUUUUGGGGGCGUCAACAUUUAGUGUAACAUCAGAGAACUCAUGGAGGUAUAAAAACUUACAAAUGCUCUCAAUGUGACAAGAUGUUUAAUCAGUCAAGUAAGUUGAAAAAUCCUAAGAGAGUUCACAAUAGAGAGAAAACUCAUCAAUGCUUAAACUGUGAAGAGAGAUUCACUCAUUCUGGAAUCAUCAGAAGAAAUAUACUGAAGAAGAAACUACACCCAUAGUGCCUUUUUAUUAUUCUUUUAUAUUAUAUAUUCAUUUUAUCUAGUUCAUCUAAUCUACAUUAUUCAGGUUCAAGCCCCUUAUUUAAACCAUUAGUUAGUUUUCUUCUUUCGCCAUUAUGUAUAUGGCAGCCCAUAAAACUCUACGCACGCAGGAAAGUUAUGAAAUUUGGAACACAUAUAGAGGUCAGUCCAAAAAAGUUACUAUAGAAAAUUUAGAGUCUCUAUCUUAAACUCCCUAGUGCCACCAACAGUCCAAAAAUUCACUUACGUUUUUGUUUAUAACUUCUGAUGCGAAAGCCAUAGAAUGAAAUUCAUUUGUGAUUCAUGACGUCGUUUUUGCCAUGAUUUUUUUGUCAUUUUGAAUUAUUCAUAAAAACCUACUUUUUCAAACUCCUUGAGCUUUUGUCCGAUUUGCGUGAAAAUCAGUUUGUAGCAUAUAGAUCAGGGGUCUCCAACCUUUUUGUGAGCAAGGGCUACCACAAUGGAUGAAACACUCUGGAGGGCUACUUUUUGAUAUAGUCUACUCAAAACUUUUUUUUACUUGUUGAUAUGUUUUAGUAUUGUUUAAAAUGUUAACAUACAUAAACGGGCACCACGUUGGAGACCCCUGAUCUAGAGACAUUCAGUGCAUUAAAGGGAUAGUUAACCCAAAAUUGA
Misgurnus anguillicaudatus (oriental weatherfish) is the source of this 2515-nucleotide messenger RNA. The record is from RefSeq and is a predicted model, not a curated record. Lineage: Eukaryota; Metazoa; Chordata; Actinopteri; Cypriniformes; Cobitidae.